This is a messenger RNA of Hypoxylon trugodes, 1498 nucleotides long. RefSeq lists its product as uncharacterized. Bases 260 to 1237 code for a protein of 325 amino acids. The record is from RefSeq and is a predicted model, not a curated record. NCBI's taxonomy places the organism in Eukaryota, Fungi, Ascomycota, Sordariomycetes, Xylariales, Hypoxylaceae. The transcript has a single exon.
AUUUAACAAUUUUAUUUAGAGUUUCUAAAGAAACAAUAGUAUAAAGGGAUAAUCAACACAAGAUAAGAUACAGUUCAAUACUAUUUUGUACUUAAGUACCCAGGUAUCUAAGACCUUAAUAAGAAGAACUAACAAAAAAGGAGAUGACGUAGAUGGCACCCUCAAGCGCCCUCUUUUCAUUAUCCGCAGUACACUAAGUAAAUAGGGACUUAUUCAUACACUUUUCUCCUUAACAACUACUAAACAAUCUUCAUUUAUCAUGACUGACUACGAAACCCGACGACUCCAGAAUAUUAAGCGCAAUGAAGCACUCGUCAAAGAGCUAGGUCUACUCAAUGACGCCAACACCCAAAAUCAAGCACAACCAACACUCGAAACCGAAAACCAACCUUCCACAAAACGUCGCAAGUUCCAAACAAACCGGCCUACACGAUCAUCAACGCGGAUCGCACGUGCAUCCAAACCGCCAUCCCAUAAGCCGAGAACACGAAAUACACCCAGGCGACAAAGACGGAGAUCCGAUUCCGGGAGUGAUGAUCCGUUAGCGUUGGAUCAUCGUAGUCCGGAACCACAAUUAAAGCAGGACAAUGACUCUUUAAUUGCGGGUUGGUCGUCGUGGACUCCUGUGGCACCACCGCCGACACGUGAUGUUGAGGGGAAUUAUCAUUUUGAAUCGCACCCGUUGUUUACUCCUAAUAAAUCUCCGGAGGAUAUUAUACGAGAGGGUUCUUUUGGAGGAAGUUAUUGGCGCCCUUUAUAUUCGAAGCGGUUACGUAUUACGAUAGAGGACGAUUGGAAGGAACUUCCUGAGGCGUGGACUGAGGGUUUGGAUGUGUCGAGGUAUCUUACUAGCACAACUUACGAUCCUGAGAUUAAUAAGUAUGGUGUUCCGUGCGGACAAAGCAUUGAGGAGUGGGAAGCUGCAGGGUGGAUAGCGCAUGAGUUUGACGUGCGCGGUUGGUUCCAGUGGUACUGUCGUUUCUGGCUUGGUAGGAGGUGCGCAGAUGAUGAGCGUCAGAUUGGGAGGUGGAGGAAGUGCGUUGGUGAGACGGGGAGGUGGCGGAGAACACUACUAAAGAAGUAUGUGCAGAUGGGUAUACGGAGUGUGACUGAUGAGGGCGAUGAUGAUGGUGAAGGUGGGGGAGAUGUGAGUCCUGUGGUCCAUCAAACGUGUCAUCAUUGGGCGUGGGAGGCGAGGCAGGAAGCAUUAGAUCGAUUUUGGGAUGAGGGGAGGUGAUGUUAUCAUGCAAGUCACGAUCUUGCUUUGGACAGCCAUGGUUGAAUGCCAGAGGUUUUAAAAUUGAGGCAAAAGUUGGUAGGUAUUAAUAAGUUCUCGGUCUAUCUGAAUGGUACCGAGAAACAGGUCUACUUACUCAUCCUCAAUCCCAGUUGUCACAAAACUACUCACCGGCCACCCAUUGGCUACAUUGUACUGCCAUGGAGGUGUCGUCCCAUGAAGCUCUGAGUACUCUACCAUAGAUCCGCAACUAGUACUCGC